AUGAUGGUGCGACGUAGUGGACGUUACACAGUGAACUGGCGAGGAUUUAGGGACUUCGUCAGCAAUAAACCACCCGAUGACGAAAAACAGGAAGAAUUGCAACCGGAAGAAGACUUGUCAAAUCAUGAGGUGAUUUUUUUAAGAAGCAUCGUAGAAAGUCCUGAUUUUGGCAGAAAAUAUGGGUCAAUCGAUUCUGAGGAGGAUCUUAUCAUAAAACCAGUCUCUUUGGAUAAUGUAAACAUAAUAAGAUCGUUGAGUGAGUAUCGAGGCAACAACAUACGCACUAUAGAACAAGCAGAACUAGCUAUAUUAUUGUCCCGAGUACAUUUUAAGGCAUUAAUUGAUGCUCAUGAUCAAAUUGGAAAAAUCUGGUUGGAAAGAGGUUCAGGAAUAGAUGAGAAAACUGCAAAAGAAGACCAAAAAACUAUUAUAGAGUCAGAUCUCAGUCCAGACCAAAACGGAGACAUGCCAGUAGAAACAGUUAAAGUUGUAGGCCUUAGAAAAGUGCCAGGCCAACCAUUAGGAUUAACAGUAACUACAGAUGAACAUGGUCAGUUGAUAGUAGCUAGAAUCUUAGCAGGCAGUGCCGCAGCCAAACAGGCAUUGCUUAGUGUGGGAGAUGUGCUAUUAGAGGUUGAUGGUAUACAAAUAGAUACAGAAGAACAACUAAAAGAAGCUGUAUCUAAACCUAAUGAUAGAGUUACUUUGAAAGUUGGCCCUAACCUUAAAGAAAAGAAUGCUCAAUUAACUAAUAGGCUUAGCUGUUAUAUGAGAGCUCUUUUUGAUUAUAAUCCCGCUGAAGACACUUUAUUGCCGUGUAAAGAAAUAGGAUUAGAAUUUAAGAAAGGUGAUAUUUUACAAGUAUCAGACAGAAGAGACCCAAACUGGUGGCAGGCAAGCCAUGUAGAAAAGCCUGAAGUCGUAGGCCUUGUUCCAUCACCUGAACUAGAGGAGAGACGUAAAGCCUAUGUACCACCUGAAGCAGAUUUUGUUCAUAAAAUUAGUAUAUGUGGAGCCAGAAUAUCAAAGAAAAAAAAGAAGUUUGUGUAUGAGUCCCGGUCCAGUGUGCAGCUAGAAGGUGCUGAGCUGGCACUGUACGAAGAAGUUGCGCGCACACCGCCCUUCCUGCGUCGAGUGCUAGCGCUUGUGGGCACGCGCGGCGUCGGGCGACGGACCCUCAAGAAUAGGAUGAUACAAGAGCACCCUGACCGCUUCGGGACUGUUGUACCACAUACGUCUCGUCCGCCACGACCGCUGGAAGAAAACGGCACGUCGUACUGGUUCGUGACGCGCGAGGAGAUGGAGCGCGACGCGCACGCGGGACGCUUCCUCGAGUACGGCGAGCACAAUGGACACCUGUACGGCACGCACUUGGACUCUAUUAGAGCUGUCAUUAAAGAAGGGAAAAUGUGUAUACUUGACUGCGCGCCGCAGUCUCUCAAGCUUUUGCACAACAGCAGUGAGUUUCUGCCGUACGUCGUGAUGAUCGCAGCGCCCGGCAUCGAGCAGCUGCGGAACCUCACAUACGCCUCCAACAGGAAUCUUACGUUCGACCGCCAGAGCUCCAUCCGCUACAGCUCGCGGCGCGCGCGCACGCUGGAGUCGCUCGCGUCCUUGUACGAGGAGGAGGACAUGAAGCAAACGCUAGAAGAGAGCGCUCGCAUCCAGCGUCAGUACGAGAAGUACAUCGACCUGAGCAUAACGAACAACAACUCGGACACCACGCACGCGCGCCUCAUGGACGCGCUGCACGCGCUCUCCACCGACCACCAGUGGGUGCCCGUCACGUGGAUAUAC
Molecule: messenger RNA, 1797 nt
Organism: Brenthis ino (lesser marbled fritillary)
Lineage: Eukaryota; Metazoa; Arthropoda; Insecta; Lepidoptera; Nymphalidae
Source: the annotation of a GenBank genome assembly